This is a messenger RNA of Candidula unifasciata, 364 nucleotides long. The record is from the annotation of a GenBank genome assembly. Lineage: Eukaryota; Metazoa; Mollusca; Gastropoda; Stylommatophora; Geomitridae.
AUGGUGACUAAGAUGAACAGAAAGAUCGUUGACCUGAAAUUAGACCGUUUGGAACAACAGAGGGAUCUUGUACUUGAAUCACUUGGUGAAUACAUUAACAAGGUGAUUGCUGGAGGAAGAGCAUGGGCAGAUGACACAAGUCAAAACUGGUCCACCUUUUCACAAGUUUUACAAGUGAUAGACACUGCCUCUGACUUUCUUGAUCUGAAAUACAUUGAGAUAAAAGAUGUCUCUGAUGGAGUGAUGUUUCUGGAACCCUCUGUGCCACAAGAAACACAAGAUUCAACACAACAGACAAUAUCCUCUCAUUUUUUGCCUAAUAAAGGAAGUCAUUCUACAGGACUGGCCAAUUGUCAUUCAGCAG